AGUUUCUAGAAUCUCUUCCCAGCAGCCUUUGCGGUUCCAACAUGGCGGAGCUGACGGUGGAGGUUCGCGGCUCCAACGGGGCUUUCUACAAGGGAUUUAUCAAAGAUGUCCACGAAGACUCCCUCACAGUUGUUUUUGAAAAUAAUUGGCAACCAGAACGCCAGGUUCCGUUUAAUGAAGUUCGAUUACCACCACCACCUGAUAUAAAAAAGGAAAUUAGUGAAGGAGAUGAAGUAGAGGUAUAUUCAAGAGCAAAUGACCAAGAGCCAUGUGGAUGGUGGCUGGCUAAAGUUCGGAUGAUGAAAGGAGAGUUUUAUGUCAUUGAAUAUGCUGCUUGUGAUGCCACUUACAAUGAAAUAGUCACAUUUGAACGACUUCGGCCUGUCAAUCAAAAUAAAACUGUCAAAAAAAAUACCUUCUUUAAGUGCACAGUGGAUGUUCCUGAGGAUUUGAGAGAAGCGUGUGCUAAUGAAAAUGCCCAUAAAGAUUUUAAGAAAGCAGUAGGAGCGUGCAGAAUUUUUUAUCAUCCUGAAACUACCCAGCUAAUGAUACUGUCGGCCAGUGAAGCGACUGUGAAGAGAGUAAAUAUCUUAAGUGAUAUGCAUUUGAGAAGUAUUCGCACGAAGUUGAUGCUUAUGUCCAGAAAUGAAGAGGCCACUAAGCAUUUAGAAUGCACAAAACAACUUGCAGCAGCUUUUCAUGAAGAAUUUGUGGUGAGAGAAGAUUUAAUGGGCCUGGCAAUAGGAACGCAUGGUAGUAACAUCCAGCAAGCCAGGAAGGUUCCUGGAGUUACUGCCAUUGAGUUAGAUGAAGACACCGGAACAUUUAGAAUCUAUGGAGAGAGUGCUGAGGCUGUAAAAAAAGCUAGAGGGUUCUUAGAAUUUGUGGAAGAUUUUAUUCAAGUUCCCAGGAAUCUUGUUGGAAAAGUAAUUGGAAAAAACGGCAAAGUUAUUCAAGAAAUAGUGGAUAAAUCUGGUGUGGUUCGAGUAAGAAUUGAAGGAGACAAUGAAAAUAAACUACCUAGAGAAGACGGAAUGGUUCCAUUUGUAUUUGUUGGCACUAAAGAAAGUAUUGGAAAUGUGCAAGUUCUUCUAGAGUAUCACAUUGCUUACUUAAAGGAAGUGGAACAACUAAGAAUGGAACGCCUGCAGAUUGAUGAACAGCUGCGACAGAUUGGUAUGGGUUUCAGACCUUCUUCCACCAGAGGGCCUGAAAAAGAGAAAGGCUAUGCCACUGAUGAAAGUACCGUCUCUUCUGUACAAGGUUCUAGGUCUUAUAGUGGAAGAGGCAGAGGUCGUCGGGGCCCCAAUUACACCUCCGGUUAUGGUACAAAUUCUGAGCUGUCUAACCCCUCGGAAACAGAAUCUGAGCGUAAAGAUGAGCUGAGUGAUUGGUCAUUGGCAGGAGAAGAUGAUCGAGAGACUCGACAUCAGCGGGACAGCAGGAGACGCCCGGGAGGAAGAGGCAGAAGUGUAUCUGGGGGACGAGGUCGUGGUGGACCACGUGGUGGCAAAUCCUCCAUCAGUUCUGUGCUCAAAGAUCCAGACAGCAAUCCAUACAGCUUACUUGAUAAUACAGAAUCAGAUCAGACUGCAGACACUGACGCCAGCGAAUCUCACCACAGUACUAACCGUCGUAGGCGGUCUCGUAGACGAAGGACUGAUGAAGAUGCUGUUCUGAUGGAUGGAAUGACUGAAUCUGAUACAGCCUCAGUUAAUGAAAAUGGGCUAGUCACAGUUGCAGAUUAUAUUUCUAGAGCUGAGUCUCAGAGCAGACAAAGAAACCUCCCAAGGGAAACUUUGGCUAAAAACAAGAAAGAAAUGGCAAAAGAUGUGAUUGAAGAGCAUGGUCCUUCAGAAAAGGCAAUAAAUGGUCCAACUAGCGCUUCUGGCGAUGAAAUUCCUAAGCUACCGCGUACUCCAGGAGAAGAAAAGACUAAGACCUUAAAAGAAGAGAACACUCAAGAAGCAGCAGUCCUGAAUGGUGUUUCAUAACUGAAGGAAGUUCCUAGUUUACAGUUCUUUUACAUUACAGUUACAAUAGUGCUUGUACAAGCUUGCCAAAGAUAGAAUACGGAUCGCCAGUCUUACAUCGCACUUUCAGUUCCUCCAUUUGGAAUUCAGAAAGGGGAGGGAUCCUGAAGAAAUCAUAUGUUAAACAUACUUUGACACCUACUGUGUUAAAAAUAUAUCAUCAGAUGUGCCUUGAGAAUAGUAUAUGUAACAUUAAAAAAAGUUGCUGGCUAUAGGAAAUGUUAUUUUGUUUUCAAAAUAUGGCAGAGAUGGGGGGGAGGUGGGUGGGGUUGGGGGUCCCUAACGUAAUAUUCUUUAUGAAAGCAUUAGCUGCUUUUGUUACAUUUUAAAUAAUAUGCAACCACUUCUUCACCCGAGGAAAACUAGAAUGAAGCAGUCUAAAAUAUUUUGCACUGAAUUGUAAUUUCUUCUUAGUUUAGUCUGGAAACUGGUCUGUUUAAUGUGUUUUUUAAAUGCUGUUUGUAGAGGCAAUUCUGCAGACCACUGGAAAUACAUGUUAACUCAUCUGCAGGGAUACUGGGUGAUAUUGGCAGUGACUGUUCUACAUUGAGGCUUUGUUUGGUUUAUUUAUUAAAGUGUACAGUAUUUAAAAAUCAAACAUAGCUUUAGUUGAAACACUACGCUGAUUAGUCAUGUCCAUUCAGACAUAGCCUGAACUACUGAAAAGAUCCAUUUCCAGAAGGUUGUUCUGUAUAAAAUACAUGUUUAGUCUUCAGUAGAGUACCUUUCACAUUUUCUUUCUACCGUUUUUUUUCCUUUUUCCCCCCCUUUUUUGAUUUUGGUUGUUUGAUGUGCAAUAUGUUUUUGUAUGCAGGUAGUAAAAUAAACUUUGAUCUUCCAUUUGCUGAUUUUUAACUUUCUACUUUUUAUGCCAAUUGUUUCAAAGUAGUAAGGAGUACUUACAGGCCUAGAAUAGAUAGCGUUCUUUGAUUGCUUUUCAGAAGCAUUUACUUUGUUUCUCAGAUUUAGUGUUAAAAAUCUAACCAUUUAAUCAUUCCUAUUGAACCCUUCAGAGUCUUGACACUUAAAGUUUUGGCUAGUAAAUAAUUUAGGAAAUAUUAGAUGUUAGAGAAACAUCUUUGUAUUAAAUUCUAAUCAAAGGCAAUUUGUGGAAGAUAUGGGAGGCAGAAGAUAAGCUUUUCACUUUUGCCUUUAGUUCUUUAUUAAAAACUAUUUUUAAAGUAUGGUAAGCAGUUUUUAAUAGGCCAAUAAUGUGCUUUUUGAGUGAUACAUGAUUUUGAAGGUUUUCAUAUCAGUUAUUGAAAAAUCAGUAAUUAAAAGUUUAAUGAGCUUUCAUUUAGAAAGACUUAAUUUUAUGAAUCAAUUUUCAGGUGGAAGUUUAAUGAAAAUAUAUUUCCAUUUAUGGACUUUUUUUUGCUCCCCCUGGUUAUGUGUCAUUUAAAGGUUUUUAUGUGCAUAAUUUGUUAAUUAUGUCCAUAAAAAUGAUGAACUUGUUUUGUAAAUGAACGAUAAUUCACAUAUAGUUAUAAAUGGGCCAUUGUCUACUAGAUGUGUGUAGCCGUUCCCUAUCACUUACAUUCUAAUUGAUAUUAAAUAUGCACUGAUAGUAUAUUUAAAAAAAAUCUAUAAAGUACAGAUAAUAGAACUUUGAAGUGAGUUAUGUGUAGUGAAAUUCUUGCACUCUGUAUAGAACAUGGUAUACCAGAGUAAAUAACCAUAACCCCAUUUUCAAAGUAUUGAAAACAAGUUUAAUAAUUAGCUUUUUAAUUCCUUGGUUCAUUGUGCACUGGUCACAAAUUUAACCAUGAGUUGUUGGACAAAGAAUUUUGUGUCUCUUGGGACUUGAAGUGUUUUACCAUUAAGCUACAUCCCUACCCCACAAAGACGUUAAUUCCCAGGCUGGGAAAUAUGACACUAAGAAAGUAUAAUUUUUUUAAUUUUCAUAUCAAAUUCCCUAAGCUCUUUUGGUCAUAACUAUCUUUAAAAUUUAGGAUAGCUGAAACACUUGAGGAUUUAGUAAUAACUCUUUAGGAGCUGAGAUUUCGUUACUUGGGGGAAAAAAAAAACACCCAGUGUGACUUAACCCAAUAGACACCAAAGAAUUGUAAGUUUUUGGGUUUUUGUUUUUCUUACAGAAGGAUUGGUCAGAGUUUUAUUUAGUGUCAGUAAAAAGCCACCUCCCCAGAGGUAACAUGUUGAUUCAGGUUGUUUUCUGGUGUUUUAGCUGCCAGCCUGGUUAAAUUAUGCGUGAGAAUCCUUGUUCUGGUACAUACUACACAAAAUGUGAAAUCCGGAAAGUGUAUUCUGAAAGGGUAUGUGCAGCCCAAAGCACUGGUGUAGAUACCCCAUGGGAUUCCAUCUAACCCUGACCUGAUUGUGAAGUAUGAAUGCAGACUAUUGUAGGGUCAAAAAUGAUCAGGCUUUCCUGAAUUUCCUUAGGGGGAAGAAAGUCCAAGUAGAGAUACAAAAAUAAAUUUCUAAUGUGGAAUUCA
Molecule: messenger RNA, 4486 nt
Organism: Apodemus sylvaticus (European woodmouse)
Lineage: Eukaryota; Metazoa; Chordata; Mammalia; Rodentia; Muridae
Gene: Fxr1
Product: FMR1 autosomal homolog 1
Exons: 16
Coding region: 42-1994 (650 amino acids)
Biological process (GO): positive regulation of translation; regulation of dendritic spine development; regulation of modification of synaptic structure
Cellular component (GO): dendritic spine; neuronal cell body; dendritic filopodium
Molecular function (GO): mRNA 3'-UTR binding; protein homodimerization activity; translation regulator activity
Source: RefSeq, a predicted model, not a curated record